Messenger RNA from Rhododendron vialii, 3352 nucleotides. Its product is annotated as scarecrow-like protein 33. The record is from RefSeq and is a predicted model, not a curated record. Gene Ontology annotation, cellular component: nucleus. The transcript is spliced from 2 exons. NCBI's taxonomy places the organism in Eukaryota, Viridiplantae, Streptophyta, Magnoliopsida, Ericales, Ericaceae. Gene Ontology annotation, molecular function: DNA-binding transcription factor activity; sequence-specific DNA binding. Bases 321 to 2573 code for a protein of 750 amino acids. Gene Ontology annotation, biological process: regulation of DNA-templated transcription.
AGGUUCAGAUCUCCGACUCGUCUCUCUCUCCCAAGACUCUCUACCUUCCUUCCAGAAGGCAUGCAAAUCGUUUCACUUCCAAAUUGUUUGUGAUUUUUUGCUUCUCUGUGUUUCGUACUUCGUCUUGCACUUUGUCACUACUCGAUUUCUUGGUCUUCGUACCUCCAAUUCUCUCCUGCUUAUUCCUGUGGUUCUGACUUGACUUCAGGCUCCGGAAGAGAACUACCAUUUUUAUAGCUUGUCGCCGUGGUUUGUCUCUUCUAAUAGCUACUGUUUCGCUGUGGUUUGUUCUUCAAAGAUCUCUUGAGCUGCACGUGGUCAUGGAUCAACACCUCACUCACUCUACCAAUUCUAUGAAUGGUUUCAAGUUCAAUGAUGAUGUCUUUUCGCCGGCAUUCGAUGAAUCUGAAAAUCUCGCAAACAGAUUCAAUUUUGAAGAUGACACUAGAGAUCUUAACUUCAUGGAGCUUCCUUAUCUUCCUCAUGAUCCCUACCCUGGUUUUGUGAAUUUGAUAUCCAGUGGAAGCUCUGAAGUGGAUUCUCCAGAUGAUAUUGGCCUUUCCGAUAAUGUUUUAAAGUUCAUAACCACAAUACUCAUGGAGGAGAACAUGGAGCAGAAGCCUAGUAUGUUCCAUGAUCCUUUAACCCUACAAGCUACUGAGAAAUCCUUAUAUGAUGUCAUUGGAGAAAAGUACCCUGUUUCCACAAGUCAACCCCCUCUUUACUUCAAUCACAUUGUCGAAAGCCCAGAUGAGUCUUUCUUUGGUAGUUCCAGUGAGCAUAGUAGUAACAGUAAUUCUAGUGGGUCUUUCUCUGUUGAUUCUCAAUGGAAUGUUGAUCCUGGAGAGUAUCAGCAGUCUGUACAAGGUUAUUCUGUCGCAUACCCAUUUGGGACGUCAUUUGGCUCUACGGAUAGGUUCAGUCAUAAUGGUAGUGGUCAUAUGACCUCUUAUAUGAGUAGCCAUUUGGUUCCAGACAUAUUUAGCGAUCGCCAGUCCAUCUUGGAAUUCAAUAAAGGGGUAGAGGAAGCUAGCAAGUUCCUUCCUCAAAAUAGUCAAUUGCUCAUCGAUUUGGAGUGCUAUGACCUGCCUCCAGAAUCUAAUGGAGGGGCUCCGGAGGUUGUAGUCAAGGUGGAGGAUACAAGGGAAUCCUCGCCCAAUGGAUCACGGGGUAAGAAGAAUCAUCACCGCCAGGAUAGUUAUAAUGUAGAAGAAGAGAGGAAUAGCAAGUUUUCAGCAGUUUAUGACGACGAGUCCGAGUUGUCUGAGAUGUUUGAUAAGGUUUUGCUAAUCGAUCCAAAAGUGGAGGGUGCAUGCUGUCAUGGUGAUGAAAAAGUACUGAGUGAAGCUACGAAGGCCACCCAACUGACUGGACAACCCCAGGGAUCUAGAGGCAGAAAGAUUCGUGGUAAAAAACAGGGAAACAAAACUGAAGUGGUCGAUUUGAGAACACUCUUGUCCAAUUGUGCACAAUCUGUUGCUGCUAAUGAUCGCAGGACUGCUAAUGAACAACUAAAGCAGAUUAGGCAGCACUCCUCUCCUUCCGGUGAUGGGUAUCAGAGGUUGGCCUAUGUUUUUGCCAAUGGUCUCGAGGCACGUUUGGAUGGGACCGGAAGCCAGAUCUAUGCCGCCCUAGCUUCCAAGAGAAUUUCAGCUGCUGAAAAGUUAAAAGCUUAUCAACUUUUUCUUUCAUGUUGUCCUUACAAGAAGAUGUCGAUAUUCUUUGCAAACAAAACGAUUAUAGAUUUAGCUAUGAAUUCUAGCAAAAAGAAGCUUCACAUUAUAGACUUUGGAAUCAUAUAUGGUUUCCAGUGGCCCAUGGUUAUCCAAUAUCUGUCAAUGAUUCCUGGUGGGCCCCCUGAACUUCGAAUUACUGGGAUAGAGCUUCCACAACCCGGUUUUCGUCCAGCAGAGCUUGUUGAGGAGACAGGGCGUCGCUUGGCAAAGUAUUGUGAACGCUUUAAUGUUCCAUUCAAAUAUCAUGCCAUAGCACAGAAGUGGGAAACUAUCAAAAUUGAGGACCUCAACCUACAUAAGGACGAGGUGCUUGCUGUGAACUGCCUCUUCCGGUUUAAGAACCUACUUGAUGAGACAGUAACGGAGGAUAGCCCAAGAGAUGCUGUUUUGAAGUUAAUUAGGAAGAUGAAUCCAGACAGUUUCAUCCAAUCAGUCGUUAAUGGAUCUUACAAUUCCCCUUUCUUUGUCACUCGGUUUCGUGAGGCUCUCUUCCACUACUCUUCACUGUUUGAUAUGAUUGACACUAAUAUACCCCGUGACAAUCAAGAGAGGAUGGAUUUCGAGCAAGAGUUCUGUGGGCGCGAGAUUACGAAUGUAAUUGCGUGUGAGGGGGCGGAAAGGGUAGAGAAGCCUGAAACAUACAAGCAGUGGCAAGUUCGCACUACGAGGGCUGGUUUGAAGAUGCUCCCAUUGUCACAGGAGAAUUUGACGAAGUUCAGGUGUAAGGUGAAGGCACAUUAUCAUAAUGAUUUCGUGAUCGAGGAAGAUGGUCAAUGGAUGCUGCAAGGAUGGAAGGGUCGGAUUUUCUGUGCUAGCUCCUGCUGGGUACCUGCAUAGAGCUUUUAUGGUUCUGAAUUGGAGACUAUGGCUUUCUGACUGAGGAAGCUGGCGAGAAUGUUUGAGAACACAGUCAAUGGUACUGCAUUCUUCAACUUUUAGUUACUUCGUACGCUAUCUCUAAUGCACACACACCUGUUCAAAUAUCUACAUGCUUGUAGUUAUGUUUUUGUUUUGUGAAUAUGAGGAAUUCCUUGAGACCUAUAUCUUGCGCAUAUUUUUCAUGGUUGUACGAGUUUGACUCUGGUUUUCAAAUUUUGUAAAGCCCCAACUAGUCGGAAAGGAGCUGAAUUUUCUGUUUACUGUUUUUCAGGUAAUCGAUAGUGACAAGUCAUGCUCUGAUUUACCAGAUGUUAUCUAGGAGUACUCCCACUUAGGGGCGCAAUCUCUUACUCGUGGCUUUGAAGAAACAUCAUCCAGACAUUGUUUUGGGUUAUCGAUCUAUCCUCUUUUCUUCAAAGAAAAAAAAGGAUUAUGUGAUGUAAAAAUGGUCUAGCAGAGUAAAGGAUUGUCACUUAUCAAGAAGUACCCUGUUGUGUUGAUGAAUCUACCCUUGUAGAACCACUCACUUGUAUCGAGAUUUCGUCAACUCACCGUGUUCUUUCCUUUCCCUUGCUGCGUUUUUGGUGGAUAUUUGACUUUGAGGAUGGUGUACUACUUGUUUCUUGUAAAAAUCACAAGCUCGUAGCUUUCGGGUUGUUUGGUCAGGUGUGUACAAAUGGAAGUACAUUUUGAGAUUCUGUUAUUUUAUCUGGUCUCUCCUUACUGGUUGGGUAAUA